AUGUCAUCCGACGUCCUAAUAGAGGAGUUUGAGGUUCUCGAAUCGAUUUAUCCCGAUGAAUUCACGAAACUGACGGAAAGGGAAAUCAAGAUCGAUGUAGAACCAGAGGACUUCGCUGAAGUGGCCGAAAAUCUCAAACUCUCGCUCUCUGUCCAGUACCCCGAUGGAUACCCCGAUGUCAUACCGGAGCUCACUCUAGAGACUCUCGAAGGAGAACUCGAUGAGUCUGAAACAACAUCCUUGCUCGAUGGCAUGCGCGCAGUCGGAGAGGAGAAUAUGGGCAUGGCCAUGACUUUCGCUAUGGUAUCAAAUCUCAGAGAACAACUAUCCACCCUCAUUCACCAUCGAGCCGAGGAACAUCAAAAAGCAGAGAUGGAGAAGGAGCAGGCGCGUACUAGAGGUACACCCGUGACUGUCGACACUUUCAUGCAGUGGAAGAAGAAGUUCGAUCAAGAGAUCAAGAUCAGGAAGACUCGCCAGGAGGAGGAGAGGAUGAGAGGUCUGUCGUCGAAGGAAAGAGAAGAAUAUAAGAAAAUCGGUACACGGCCAACAGGCCGACAAUUGUUUGAACGCGACCGCACCUUGGCUAUCGAGGACAGUUCCCUCGUCGAAGAGGGUACCGAGUCUGUCGAUGUCACCCAGUACGAGCGUAGGCGACCAGACGAUGAAGAAGAAGACGGUGACCGUGUGGAAUUCAGUGAUAGCGACUGA
Stereum hirsutum FP-91666 SS1 is the source of this 711-nucleotide messenger RNA. Its product is annotated as RWD-domain-containing protein. The transcript is spliced from 7 exons. Gene Ontology annotation, molecular function: protein binding. Bases 1 to 711 code for a protein of 236 amino acids. The record is from RefSeq and is a predicted model, not a curated record. NCBI's taxonomy places the organism in Eukaryota, Fungi, Basidiomycota, Agaricomycetes, Russulales, Stereaceae. Gene Ontology annotation, biological process: cytoplasmic translation.